Messenger RNA from Pteronotus mesoamericanus, 1311 nucleotides. It is a transcript of the gene ETNK2, whose product is annotated as ethanolamine kinase 2. The record is from RefSeq and is a predicted model, not a curated record. Gene Ontology annotation, molecular function: ethanolamine kinase activity. The coding region runs from base 16 to 1176 and encodes 386 amino acids. The transcript has 8 exons. Gene Ontology annotation, biological process: phosphatidylethanolamine biosynthetic process. Gene Ontology annotation, cellular component: cytoplasm. NCBI's taxonomy places the organism in Eukaryota, Metazoa, Chordata, Mammalia, Chiroptera, Mormoopidae.
GGGCGGCCGCUGGGAAUGGCUGCGCCCCCUUCGGCUCCGGUGCCGCGCUCGCCCUUUUACCUGAGGAGGCCCGCGCCCGGCCCGCAGUGCUCAUGGGGCAUGGAGGAGAGAGCGGCGGCAGGCGCGCGCUGCCGGGAGCCGCCGGGCCCCCUGCGGGCCGCCGCCGUCCCGUACUUUGGAAUCUCUGUGCACCAGGACGACAUCCUGCCCGGAGCCCUGCGCCUCAUUCAGGAGCUGCGACCGCACUGGAAACCCGAGCAAGUUCGGACCAAGCGCUUCACUGAUGGCAUCACCAACAAGCUGGUGGCUUGCUACGUGGAAGAGGACAUGCGGGACUGUGUGCUGGUUCGGGUGUACGGAGAGCGGACGGAGUUGCUGAUUGACCGGGAGAAUGAGGUCAGAAACUUCCAGCUGCUGCGAGCACAUGGCUGUGCCCCCAAACUCUACUGUACCUUCCAGAAUGGGCUGUGCUAUGAGUACAUGCCGGGCAUGGCCCUGGGGCCUGAGCACAUCCGUGAGCCCCGGCUCUUCAGGCUGAUCGCCUUGGAAAUGGCAAAGAUCCACACCAUCCACACCAACGGCAGCCUGCCCAAGCCCACCCUCUGGCACAAGAUGCACAGUUAUUUCACUCUUGUGAAGAACGAGAUCAACCCCAGCCUUUCUGCAGAUGUCCCUAAGAUAGAGAUGUUGGAACAGGAGCUGGCCUGGCUGAAGGAGCACCUGUCCCAGUUGGACUCGCCUGUGGUGUUUUGUCACAAUGACCUGCUCUGCAAGAACAUCAUCUAUGACAGCACCAAAGGUCAUGUACGGUUCAUCGACUACGAAUAUGCCGGCUACAACUACCAAGCUUUUGACAUUGGCAACCAUUUCAAUGAGUUUGCAGGUGUGAAUGAAGUCGAUUACUGCCGGUACCCAGCUCGGGAGACCCAGCUGCAGUGGCUGCGCUACUACCUGCAGGCACAAAAGGGGAUGGCCGUGACCUCUAGGGAGGUGGAGAGGCUCUAUGUGCAAGUCAACAAGUUUGCCCUGGCAUCUCACUUUUUCUGGGCACUCUGGGCCCUCAUCCAGAACCAGUUCUCCACCAUUGACUUUGAUUUCCUCAGGUACGCAGUGAUCCGAUUCAACCAGUACUUCACGGUGAAGCCUCAAGUGUCUGCCUUGGAGAUGCCAAAGUGACCAGCUUCUCUCUCCCUCCCCUUGCCAUCUGCCUGGAAGGCUGAUUCUCUGGGGCUUGGUUCUGCUCUGGGGUCCAUACCAUUGGACAAAAUGGGAGAGGGGACAGGUGGGUAUCCUGGGAGAAGACUCCACCAG